Fusarium graminearum PH-1 is the source of this 1929-nucleotide messenger RNA. RefSeq lists its product as uncharacterized. The coding region runs from base 1 to 1929 and encodes 642 amino acids. The transcript has 3 exons. Gene Ontology annotation, molecular function: DNA binding; zinc ion binding; DNA-binding transcription factor activity, RNA polymerase II-specific. Gene Ontology annotation, biological process: regulation of DNA-templated transcription; DNA-templated transcription. The record is from RefSeq and is a predicted model, not a curated record. Lineage: Eukaryota; Fungi; Ascomycota; Sordariomycetes; Hypocreales; Nectriaceae.
AUGUCUUUAGAACGGUCUGACACUACUACACGUCCUACUACCAGAGAAUCUCGACAAACAGUCAGCAGACGGAGGACCAAUGGGAGAGCAUGCAUAGCCUGUCAUCAACGCAAAGUCCGCUGUGAUAUUCUCGAAAAUGGAACGCCAUGUUCUCACUGUCAGUCACAAAACAAGUCCGAUAGCUGCAUGAUAUACGAAAAGAAAAGGACUAGGUCUUCCCGUGUGGCUAUUACACGUCCUUCAAGCCACGUCCCUCUUCAACCUCGUCAAAUUGAACAGCAUCAACAACAGCCACUUCAGUCUGGCCAGCAAUGCCUCACUGCUCCAGCUACUCCAAGCGCAACGAGACUCUGGCCAGAAAUCUCCGUUGAUCCUAUCGCUCGACCUAGUUCAGCAGUUGGGUAUCAACACCACCAUGACUCCCCUUUGACGAUGCAGGACUCUGCCGAGAACGAAGAGACGUAUGAGACGCGUAACCUCGCAGACUUUAUAGGGCAGGAUCUUCCCAAGAUAGGCGAAAUAUCCAGGUCUGAACGUCUCUUCUUCAUCGGCACUGAGUUCUCCAACCUCAACUACCUCGUACGUCAUAGAGCGUUGAGAAUGGAUCAAAAGGAUGUCAUGCACUUUGGUACACGUCGACUUGCUCGGAAAAUCCCAUCUGUGCCUGAAGAAGCUCUGAAGCUACCCCCUAAAGCACUGGCCGAUGUGCUCGUCAGGGCUUACUUCGACCACGUCAACCGUGGGUUUCCCAUUGUUGACGAGGAUGAGUUCAUGGAGAUAUACAACGGAUCAGAUGUACCAAAAUUGGUAUCCCUCCCCUUGUUAAAUGCAAUCUUUCUUGUGGGCGCACAUGUCCUAUCAUCAACUCGUGAGGAUUGCCGUACCAGCACACAUACCUUCUUCCGUAGAGCCAAGCUCCUAUUCGACUAUCGCUUUGAGCAGCAUCGCGAGACACACCUCGAAGAAUCAGACACGCCGAUGCUUGACGAAAGCCAUUUCCAAGGCAUCCCUGAUGGGAAUACGGCUUUUGCCAUCGAACAUACGAAGCUCUGCAUAAUCUUCUCCAGAGCUAUGAAACGACGGGUGACGUUGAAAGCCACGGAAGCUGAUCGAGCUGCAGCGACGAAACAAGCUGACGAAGAACUUGCCGAGUUUAUAACUCAACUACCGCAGAGUCUGCAACUACCCGCUUCCGAACCGAAUAGUUGGCAGGCCACUCUCCAUCUUUCGUACAAUAAUUUCCUCAUCCUCCUUCACCGACCUCGGCCUCAUCAGGAACCAAGCCAGUUCUCCGCCGAUUCUGCCACGAAUCUCAGUAUCUGUAGUGACGCCGCCGUGACUAUAAACUCCAUAUUUGAAUCCCUCCGGUCGAGAAAAACGCUAUGCGAUUUGUGGAUGCCCUCGAUGCAUGUCUUGUUUACUUGUCUUUUGCAUGUUGCCACCGAGUUAAACUCGCCCAACCCCCUUGUCGCUGCAAAGUCAUCACGCAUGUUUGACUCUCUUUUACAUACUUUGCGCGAAAUGUCACAGUAUUGGAUAUACGCCAAGAGCCUUCUACGUCUCUUUGAAGAGCGGGCGAUGUGGACUAAGAGACCAAGUCGCACACAAGAACCUAGACAGCGAACAUCGCCGGAUACUGAUAGCGCUAGCACAUCUGGAUUUCCCCUUGGACCAAAUCCUCUUGGUGACCCCAGCAGUAUUCAAGAUGCCAUGCAAAUACCAGGAGGGCCAGCUUAUGGCUUUAAUUUCGACUUUGGCGGCGGUUUGGGGAGUCAAGAUGCACAACAAGAACUCUCGUAUGGUGCUGGCUUUGUUGGUAAUGACCUUGAUAUGACUGGGGAUGGUGAUGCCGAGGAGAUGAACUUGUUGCCGGUUCCUUCGGUGCUGGAGUUUUUGUUAGCUGGAGUUGAUAAUCAGUACGACUUUUGA